Molecule: messenger RNA, 2487 nt
Organism: Hemiscyllium ocellatum (epaulette shark)
Lineage: Eukaryota; Metazoa; Chordata; Chondrichthyes; Orectolobiformes; Hemiscylliidae
Gene: ift70
Product: intraflagellar transport 70
Exons: 19
Coding region: 123-2078 (651 amino acids)
Biological process (GO): intraciliary transport
Cellular component (GO): intraciliary transport particle B; axonemal microtubule
Molecular function (GO): protein binding; intraciliary transport particle B binding
Source: RefSeq, a predicted model, not a curated record
AUCACCGAGGUUCUGGUUCCGAGCCGCUGCUUUUGCUGGAGAGCUGAUGGGAUUUUACUGGAAAUUUAUCUUUACCCUUUUUUAUUCCGGACGCCGUUGAUUCUGGGCUCUGUCUCAUCCAAAUGGCGCUGGUGCAGAUAAAGGACGGGGAAUACACAACGACCAUCUAUAGACUGAUUCGAGAUGGGAGAUAUGGAGAAGCCAUUCAUAUACUCAAUAAUGAACUUCAGAAACAUUCAAAAUCCCGGGCAGCACUCUCUCUACUGGGCUACUGCUACUUUCAGAUGCAAGAUUUUUCCAAUGCUGCAGAUUGCUAUGAACAAUUGGUACAGAUUCAUCCAGAAGUGGAUGACUACAAACUCUAUCAUGCACAAUCCCUUUACAAGGCAUGCUUGUAUACAGAGGCUAUGAAAGCAACAUUUCUCAUAGAUAACCCAGCUUACCAAACGAAGGUGUUGAAAUUACAAGCUGCAAUUAAAUAUGGAGAAGAAGACCUUUCAGGAGCAAAAAGUCUUGUGGAGCAGCAGACUACUGAUGAUCCAGACACUGAGAUUAACCUAGGAUGUCUGCUCUACAAGGAAGGACACUAUGAAGAGGCCUGCAAGAAAUUUACCACAGCUAUGCAGAUUGUGGGCUACAAACCAGAUUUGACCUACAACAUUGCCCUCUGUUAUUACAGCAUGAAACAGUAUGCACCUGCUUUGAAAUACAUUGCAGAAAUAAUAGAGCGUGGGAUUAGGGAACAUCCAGAACUUAGUGUUGGUAUGACAACUGAAGGGAUUGAUGUGAGAAGUGUUGGGAACACAUUAGUGCUCCAUGAAACUGCAUUGAUUGAAGCUUUUAAUCUUAAAGCAGCCAUUGAAUACCAACUGAAGAACUAUGAAGCAGCUCAAGAAGCAUUGACAGACAUGCCACCACGAUCCGAAGAGGAACUUGACCCAGUUACUCUACACAACCAAGCUCUAAUGAACAUGGAUUCCAAGCCUACCGAGGGAUUUGAAAAACUACAAUUCUUACUUCAGCAGAACCCAUUCCCACCAGAAACCUUUGGCAAUUUGCUUCUGCUGUAUUGCAAAUAUGAAUAUUUUGACCUGGCUGCUGAUGUCUUGGCAGAAAAUGCUCAUCUAACUUACAAGUUCCUCACACCGUACUUAUAUGAGUUCUUGGAUGCCAUGAUAACAUGUCAGACAGCACCAGAAGAGGCAUUCAGAAAGUUUGAUGAAAUGGCAGGUAAACUGACUGAGCAGUUGCGGAAAUUGACCAAACAGGUACAAGAAGCAAGGCAUAAUCGAGAUGAUGAUGCUGUGAAAAAAGCAGUAAAUGAGUACGAUGAAGCACUUGAGAGGUAUAUUCCAGUGCUUAUGGCUCAGGCCAGAAUCUACUGGAACUUGGAAAACUACCAAAUGGUUGAGAAGAUCUUCCGAAAGUCAGUGGAGUUCUGCAAUGAGCAUGAUGUUUGGAAAUUGAAUGUUGCCCAUGUUCUCUUUAUGCAAGAAAACAAGUAUAAAGAGGCAAUAGGCUUUUAUGAACCAAUUGUGAAAAAGCAUUAUGACAAUAUCUUGAAUGUGAGUGCCAUUGUCCUUGCUAAUCUCUGUGUUUCCUAUAUUAUGACCAGUCAAAAUGAAGAGGCUGAGGAGCUAAUGAGGAAGAUUGAAAAGGAAGAGGAACAACUGGCAUAUGAUGACCCUGACAAAAAAAUUUAUCACCUCUGCAUUGUUAAUCUUGUAAUAGGGACCUUAUACUGCGCUAAAGGAAAUUAUGAAUUUGGCAUUUCACGAGUAAUAAAGAGCUUGGAGCCAUACAAUAAAAAGCUUGGAACAGAUACUUGGUAUUAUGCCAAACGGUGUUUCUUAUCUUUACUGGAGAAUAUGGCAAAACACAUGAUUAUGCUGAGGGACACUGUUAUACAAGAAUGUAUCCAGUUCUUAGAACAUUGUGAAAUUUAUGGCAAGAAUGUGUUAGCAGUAAUCGAGCAGCCCUUGGAAGAACAGAAACUGCACUCAGGGAAGAAUACAGUUACAUAUCAGGCACGGCUGCUAAAGUCAUUGAUUUAUGAGAUCAUUGGCUGGAAUAACUAGCAAAAUAUUUAUCUUGCUUGAAACAAGAUUGAGCUGCUCAGAAUGAUCUUACAUUUCAACUUCUUUAAAGGGAUACACAAUUUUUAGAAAACAUUUCACCUUUUGCAAUGAAAUAUUGACAUACUGGCUAUAUAAAUUCAGCCGUCCUGUAAUUCAUUUUAUAUACUCCAACUUCCACAGGUAUGUCCUUUAUGUAUCUUGUUAGAGACAUCAAAAAACAACUGUUGCUUAUGGGAGGGAAAUAAUAUUCCAGAUCGUAUUUGUGACUUAAUCAUUUGUCAAUCCAGGUGCAAUAGAGACUGUGUUUUAAUAAUACACUUAAAUUUUGUUCAGGUCUUUCAAAACUUGUCAGAGUUGUGUUUGUUUUUACUGUUGCACAUUUUUGGAAAUAAAAGAUUCUGGACUCUGA